AUGGAAGCCGUUUCGAAUAGCGCGUGGCCUGCCACGUUGCAGGAGCUGCAAGAGCCACCAGUCGUUCAGAGCAAGCAGCAGGGUCAAGCAUCACCAAUUAGCCGCAUUCGGCAUGAAAUCCUUAACGGAGCCAUACCUCAUGCGAAAGUGAGCAGUGCAAGCUCAUGGCGCAGCAUCUCCUGGAAACUACUCCUAGGAAUUGAAUCCCUCCCUGCAAAGAAGUACCUCGACCUCGUCGCUCAAGGCCCUUCGGUAGCGCACGAGAAAAUCCGCAAUGACACUUUUCGGACGCUGACGACGGACCAAGGCUUCAAAGAGAGUGUGCAUGAGGACCAGCUGAUUCGGGUGCUGGAUGCCUUCGUGUGGAGCCAUACCGGUGAGGACGAGGACGUCAUCAUGGCUGAUGCUAUGGACGGAUAUGAGUUCACCUACGUCCAAGGGAUGAACGUACUCGCUGCGCCAUUCCUCUUCACUAUGCCCACCGAGCUUGAAGCAUACUAUUGCUUGAAACGCUUUAUCGAAGUCUGUUGUCCUCUUUAUGUUCAGCCAACUCUCGUUGGCGUUCACAAAGGCUUGCAGCUGCUUGACCAAUGCCUUGAGGCAAUUGACUUGGAACUCUACACAUAUCUGCGGUCCAAGAACCUUUCCGCAGAGCUGUAUGCCUUUCCAUCUGUCCUGACGCUAUGUGCUUGUACACCGCCGCUGGACCAAGUUCUUCAUCUCUGGGACUUCCUCCUUGCUUUCGGCGUGCACAUGAACAUCCUUUGCGUACUGGCACAGCUGCUCAUCAUGCGCGACGAGCUUCUCGCGGAAGCGAGCCCUAUGAAAAUGCUGCGCACCCUGCCACCGUUCAACGCGCGCAGGAUUAUCUCGAUCGCCGUCGAUCUUGCGGGGAAACUUAGCCCAGCGCUGCAGAGUGCACUCGUCGCGCACACCUACGAUGCUAGCGCUGUAGAGGAGUGA
Messenger RNA from Tilletiaria anomala UBC 951, 963 nucleotides. Its product is annotated as TBC-domain-containing protein. Gene Ontology annotation, molecular function: GTPase activator activity. Bases 1 to 963 code for a protein of 320 amino acids. The record is from RefSeq and is a predicted model, not a curated record. Gene Ontology annotation, biological process: activation of GTPase activity. The transcript has 5 exons. Lineage: Eukaryota; Fungi; Basidiomycota; Exobasidiomycetes; Georgefischeriales; Tilletiariaceae.